Molecule: messenger RNA, 3437 nt
Organism: Ctenopharyngodon idella (grass carp)
Lineage: Eukaryota; Metazoa; Chordata; Actinopteri; Cypriniformes; Xenocyprididae
Product: GTPase IMAP family member 8-like
Exons: 7
Coding region: 90-2810 (906 amino acids)
Molecular function (GO): GTP binding
Source: RefSeq, a predicted model, not a curated record
GGAGGGCGCAGGCGAGUUUAUAAAGAGCAGUUGAGCUCGUUUCAUCGUCAUGAGUUUUGCAUUACAAUCCUAACGGAGCUGCUGAUAUAAUGGCAGACAUGAUUGUUGCUCACAGUCCUGGUCGCAACAGAACAAGGAGCAUGGAUCAGCCUCCUCGGCUGAGUGAUCUGAGGAUUGUUCUUCUGGGGAAGAGCGUGUCAGAAAAUAGUCGAGUGGGAAACUUUCUGUUGGGACGAGCAGCGUUUGACAGUGAAGCUCCUCCAGAUGUUGUAGAGAGAGUCGGAGGAAAACUGAAGGACAGACACGUGAGAGUCAUCAACAGUCCUCAGCUGCUCCAGACACAUCUGUCACUCCGUCACAUCACACAGACAGUGAGAGAGUGUGUGAAUCUGUCUGAUCCAGGACCUCAUGUCUUUAUACUCGUACUGCAGCACAAUGACUUCACUGAAGAAGACACAUACAGAGUGAAAAUUAUUCUGAAAGAAUUCAGCGAAGAGGCGAUUAAACGCACCAUAGUGAUCACGACUGAUGAAGAGACACACGACGCUAAAGGUGCUCCUGUGAAAGUUAAUAAAUUAAUUCAACAGUUAAACACUGAAUAUGGAGGAGGACAUCUGCAUCUUGAACAUGAAAUAGAGAAAUGGUGCUCUAUAAUGUUGCAACAAAUACAGAAGAUUCUCAGAGAAAACAGUGAAGAAUUUCUCACAUGUGAACUAUAUGAUUACGCAGAAGGAUCAUCAGUGGAUGAAGAUUUGAACAGAUCUUUUGCUUCUCUCAGAACAGAGGAGGAAGAUUCUGAUGCAGACGAUGAUGGAAAACACAGAGAAAGUCAUACAGAGAAAAAGGAAGCAGGUUUUCGUCGCAAUAUACCACUAAUUUCCUAUUUUAGUAAUCCAGACACCAGAUCAGAGCAUUCAGCAAAGAGAAGUGUAUGUGUGAGCAGAAAACUGUGUGUUGUGUUGUGUGGAAGUGAUGCAAGACUGAAGGCCUCCAUAUCAAAACUUAUAAGAGGAAAAAAGAAGUUUCUUCCCUCCUUACACCUGAAAGAGAAAGAGUGUGUGAGGAGAGAUGUGGAGCUUCAUGGACAUCUGAUCAGUCUGGUGAAGCUUCCAGCUCUCAGUCAGCUCUCAGAGGAGGAAGUGAUGUGUCAGACUCUCCGCUGUGUGUCUCUCUGUGAUCCUGGAGUUCAUGUUUUCCUCUUCAUUAUUCCUGAUGCUCCACUGACUGAGGAAGACAAAGCAGAAAUAGAGGAGAUCCAGAGGAUAUUCAGCUCAAUAUUCAACAAACACAUCAUGAUGCUCAUAAUCCAAGAAAAGAGCUUGCUUAGUAAACUGAUUAGCAGUAAAAGUAGUCCAUAUAAUACUUCAGAGUCUCUUCAAACAUUUGGAGGUCAUUGUUUUGUUCUGGAGAACAGCUCACAGGUUCCAGCUCUACUGCAGGAUGUAGAGAAUAUGGUACAGGAGAACAAAGGAAGUUUCUACACAACAUUUAUGUACCUUCAGGAUCGAGUAGAACUGGAGAGAAACAAACACAGAGCUGAAAUAGAGGAACUGAGAAAAUCUAUAACUCAAUCAGGUUUAACACACAGUGAUGUUGGUGUGAGGGUUGUUUUGCUGGGAAAGACGGGUGUUGGAAAAAGUGCAACAGGAAACACCAUACUGAGAAAAACAGCUUUUAAAUCAAAACUGACUUCACGCUCAGUGACCAGAGAGUGUCAGAAAGAAACAUCUGAGUUCAACAGAAGACAGAUAACUGUGAUCGACACUCCAGGACUGUUUGAUACUGGAGUUGAUAAUGUUGAGAUCAGGAAGGAGAUUGUGAAGUGUAUCUCAAUGGCGGCACCUGGACCACAUGUGUUUCUGCUGGUGCUUCAACUGGGACGAUUCACUCAAGAGGAGAAAGAUGCAGUGAAGAUGAUCCAGGACACUUUUGGAGACAAAUCCAGAAUGUACACCAUAGUACUGUUCACCAGAGGAGAUGAACUUAGAGGAGCAAGUGUUGAAAAUUUUAUUGAAGAUGAUGAUAUUUUAAGGAACGUUGUCCAACAGUGUGGAAAGAGAUACCAUGUGUUCAACAACACGGACACUAAAGAUCAAAAACAGGUUUCUGAGCUGCUGGAUAAGAUUGACUGUAUGGUGGCAGUAAAUGGAGGGAGUUUCUACACCAAUGAGAUGUUCCAGCUGGUGGAGAAGAACAUCAAAGAAGAACAAGAGAAAAUACUGAAAGAGAAAGAAGAGGAGAUCAAGAGAAAAGAAGAAGAGCUGAAAACAAAAUAUGAAGCUGAAAUAGAACAAAUGAAGAAAGAAAGCGAGAGAGAAAGACAAGAGAUGCAGAAUGAACUGAGAAAAAGUGAAGAGGAAUUCAAAAAGAAAGAAGAGGAAAUCAAGAAAGAAAAGGAUGAAAACCUACAAAAAGAGCUGCAGAGAAAACUGGAGGAGCAGCAGAAACUGUUUGAAGAAGAGACUAAAAGAAAAGAGAAAGCUUUAGGAGAACAACAACAGAACUUCAUAAAAUACCUGGAAGAAAAACAUGAGAAAGAAAAACAAAAACUCAAGGAGAAAAUUCAACGUGAAACUAGAGAACAAGCAGAGCAUGAAUAUCUUGUUAAACUUGAGAGAGAAGUAGCUAAUUCUUUGAAAGAAGCUGAAGAAAAACUACCAUGUAAUGCAAGACGAGCUCGUGACUGGAGUCGGUAUGGAGGUUUUUUAGGAGCAGCGGCUGGAAGUGUUGUUGGUUCUUAUGAAGACAUUGUGUGUUGGAUUAUCAGCUUACGUUCUAAAUGUCAAGAUAAAAUUGAAACUGAAGGGUGAGUUCAGGUAAAUUUGGAGAAAUCAUCUAGACCACAUACUAAAAUAUCUGUGCACAUAAUGCUUAAUUUUUCCAAAACCAUUCUUUUUGUAUUGUGAUGGUUUUGAGUGAUAUUUGUGUAACUCACUUCAUCUCACAUACAGUAUUGACUUUGUUUGCUUGCUUGAUAUAGCUCUUUGGUUUUCAUGUUAUUGGACUUUGCACACUGGAUUGUGGAUUACUCUCACUUUUCUCUUUCAAAUGAACUUGCGCAUGGAUCAUAACUCUUUGAGUUCAGCAGUUGUGUUGCAGAAGACUUCAAGAAAUCCAGUAGAACUUCAAACACUUAGAACCACAGUAGCAUUUCAGUAUCACAGCAGUAAAUCACUUCAUAUUUCUUUUCCGAGUCCAACAACAGGAUUGGCUAUUUGUGUUUCAUGAUUUGGAACAAUAUCACCCAUUAGAACAUGCAGAAACUAAGAAAUUUAUUUUUCGAUUAAUAGACUUUAUUUUGUUAAGGAAAAAAAAGACUGAAAAAGUGUAAAGAAUUAAAAAAUAUUUUGAAUGUUCUAUCUCCGAUUUGUGAAAUGUUCACCUGUUUGGCAAAUGUUUGUCAUGUACUGACAAUAAAGAGUUGUUUAAAACCACAA